AUGGAAGACCCCUGGGCGGUAUGGGGCAAGCCCGUCUCAGCAGACAAGAUGCGCAUGCCGAGCAGCACGCCGUCCCCCGAGCCCGCCGACUUGGAUCCCUGGGCCAAGCCAACGACCUUGGCAUCCAAACCCCGCCCGCCAUCUCCGACGCGCUUCUCGCCCAAGAGCCCCAGCAAGCUCAGCCAAGUCACGCUCCCCUCUCCCCCGCUGAACACUGGGCUCGGCGCUCCAAGCCGCGUCCCCAAGCUCGACGGGUGGGAUGACGUGGGGUGGGGCACGCCCAAAGCUGAGCCCGAGCCGAAACCCACUGCGCUGCCGGGGCGCCUCCGAUCUCCGAGCCUCGAUCUCGACGCGGGGUGGGGUGCGGAGCCCUCCAAGCCCGAUAUCAAGACAGAGGCAGAGCCGGAUCGCAGGCCCUCCCCGUCUCCGGCAUCGUCGCCGCGCAAGUCGGUUGAGUCGCGCGUCCUGAGCGACCUUCCGCGCCUGAGCAAUGACAUCUCGCGUCUAAGCGGCGACCUUCCUCGCCUAUCUCUUGAAGCAGACGCGUUCUCCCGGCCGGGCAGCGCUGCUCCUCCUCUUCCAGACUCGCGACCUGGAAGCGCAAGUCUACCUGUCGAUCUCGACGCACGUCUCUCGCACGACAGCUCUCGGGCAUCACUUGAAAUCUCACCCCCAUCACCUCCCGCCCCCAUCCCCAUCCACAGCAUCGGAUUCGACACAACGGACCUUGGUGCCGGCUUCGCGACCCCCUUCAGACCCUCGUCCCCAAAAGAGGGCCCCGGGCUUAACGUGCCCUCUGAGCUAAAGCGCAGCGUAUCCAUAGGGUCGGACUUUGGCGGCUUUGCUGAUGUCGGCGGCGACGAUGCUUGGGGCGAUACGAGCUGGAAGGAGGAGGACGCGGGAUGGAAGGAAGACGCACAUGGCGGCGGGUGGGACGAUGUGCCCCGCCGCGAUUCCCCUGUCAAGCAGAGCCAGCAAGAGCUCGACUGGGAGGCGGCACAGCGGCGACUCGCGGCGGCCGACGCGCGCGCACCGCACGAGCGCGUAAUGCGUCUGCGACGGGAGUGGGAGGCUGUUGCGGAAGACAUUAUCGGGGAGCACAAGCUCCAUACGACCGAAGCUGAGGAGACAGCCCUGGAUGACGGCGCGCGCGUCCUCCAAGAAAGCGUGCGGGAGACGUUGCGCGCCCUCACUGAGGUGCCCGACACGAGCUUUGCGUUUGGCCACUCGGCUACACGAGAGAGGUACGCACAGGCGCUGAGUCGCGCCCCGCCGAACUCCAUGACGCUGCUGCGCGCUCCUCGCCCUCGUCGUGCCGAGGGCGGCGGCCUCGACUUUGGGCCGGGACUAGAGGGAUGGGCAGCGCGCUCGCGUCUCGGCGAGCCGGAGGCCAUGGCUUCCGCGUCCCAGCCCGAGCCAGAACAGGCGAAGGGUUGGGGCUUCUGGAGGCGGCAAGCGACGCCGAAGCCGCUCGUGACUUCCGGCGGCGCCGUGCUCGAGGUCAAGACGGACCUCGACUCGGCAGGUAUUGGUAGCGCGCCGGCGAGCGCGCUCUCCAAGCCGCCGAGUAUCUCUUCGCGCCCCGGCACGCCAUCAGACACCCGCCCGAGCAUGUCCGCCCGCGCUUCCAUUUCCUCGGUCCCCUCGAUGGCGCGACAAGGGUCCAUCUCUGCCCCCUCCCCGCUGUCCGCAAACGUCACUGGCCCACCCACGUACCCCGUCGAGACCCCCGCUUUUGUCCCCGAGAAAAAACCGGAGCCGUCACGCAUGUCCCGUCUCUUCCGGUGGGGCAAGAAGGAAGAGAAGAAGGAGGGCGAGGACAAGGAGCUCGAGCUCGGCGAGAGCGAUUUUGCGUUCCUCGACCAGGUGCCGUCUGCCAGCGGUCCUGACCUGAUUGGUGGUGGGAUGUCGAGCAUCGACGAGGUGUUGUCGAUGAAGAAGGAGGUACCGCUCCCUGCGCCAUUGGCGCCUCCGCCUCGCUCAGGUCCGAGCUCGGCGCGGCCGAGCAUGGGCGCCCAGCCGGCGCCGCCGAAGAAUGACGCAUUUGACCUGUUCGCCAGCCUUGACUUUGACGAUGCCACCCCGGCAGCUUCAACCGCGACAGACUCCACUCCCGCGCCGUCAAGCUCCUUCGGAUGGGAUGACCUCCUCGCCCCUUCCACUUCCUCCACUUCCGCCCCGCCCGUUCCCAAGCUCUCCGCCCCUCCUCGAAUGUCGACUCCUCCGGUUGGUCUUGGUGGACUCCUGCCGCAGCGCAGCCCUACCCCGCCUGUCAUGGGUACGGGGUUGCAGCCCACGCGCAGCGCCACCCCGCCCCUCCGGUCGCAGAUCAGCCCUCCCACCCCCGAGCGGCCGCGAUAUGGUCCCUCUGGACCCGCGCUCGGCGCCCACUCCCGGCACCGCUCAACCGCAAGCGCUGCGAGUGGUAGUGGGCUGGGGGGCAUCUCGCGCAAGCCCAUGUCUCCACCACCACGCAAACCCACCUCGCCCCCGCCCCCUCCGAAAGAUUACGGUUUUGGCGACCUCAGCUUCGGGUUCGGCGCCACGCCUUCCGCAGCCGCUCCUCCCAGUGCAUCCAACGACCUGUUUGGCGUCAUGGCCGCUUCCCCACCCACCUCCGCCCGCAGUCCUCCAAUGAUGGGCGUGGCAACGCUCUCCCCGUCCCUACCACCCACUAGGGCCGGCAUCGGCAUGGGCGGCAUGGCCACACUGGCCCCGUCCCCUCCGCCCUCAGCCCGCUCCCCCUUUGCCCUGGCCCCAUCCCCCGCUCGAACCCUCACCCCACCUCUCCCCACUUCCGACCCCACAGCGCCAAGCGGUCCAGCGCCAGCUUCUGCUCAUGACGACGACUUUGGUGACUUUGGCGACUUUGACGCGCCAGCGGCCUCCGCCACCGCCGGCCCCGCAGCGGAUGACGACUUUGGCGACUUCGGUGACUUCGGGGAUGCGGCCACGAGCGGCUUCAACACGGGCACGUCGACGGGCUUCGAUACGGAUUCCACGGGCUUUGGCUCUUUCAACGGGCCGGCGUAUAGCUCGUUUGGCGCUUCCGGCCCUCCGAAACCUGCUCAGCCCUCCCAACCCUCGCAGCUGGCCGCCGACCCCUUUGACUUCUCUGCCUUCGAGUCUACCCUUACGCCCUCCAGGCCCCCGCCGCCUAUCGCAAAGUCGAUCCCGCCUACGCCGAUCGAGAAAAGCCCCAAGCAGGGUGCGGGGGACGCCCCCGCCUCGUUCGUCGGCGCAUCUCUGUCCCGGAACUCGAGCCUGAGCCGCACCGUGUCCCAAUCACCACCCGUCUUCGCGCGCCCCGCGGGCCUCCCCACUGGCCUGACGAAGAGCCGCCAGAGUUCGUUCACGGACGCGACGGGCCGAGUGCGACCUCUCCCCCCUGCCGGCGUGCCGACGCCCGCGGCCUCGCGCCGCACGCCCAGCGUUGACCACCGCGCCACGUUCACACUUUUGGCCGCCGCGCAGGCAAGGGACGCCACGGCUGACUCCGGGCCGCUGUCACCUGUUCCAGAGCCCCUGUCCCCGCCACCUACUGGUCCGUCGCAGAGCUUUGCGUCGCUCCUACCGCCGCCGCCGGGAGGUGUGAGGCGGCCCUCACCCCGUGGUGGCGCCGGCGGCGGCCUCAUCGAUCUCUUGGACGACUAG
Messenger RNA from Cutaneotrichosporon oleaginosum, 3654 nucleotides. RefSeq lists its product as uncharacterized. The record is from RefSeq and is a predicted model, not a curated record. Lineage: Eukaryota; Fungi; Basidiomycota; Tremellomycetes; Trichosporonales; Trichosporonaceae.